This is a messenger RNA of Sturnus vulgaris (Common starling), 1153 nucleotides long. NCBI's taxonomy places the organism in Eukaryota, Metazoa, Chordata, Aves, Passeriformes, Sturnidae. The record is from RefSeq and is a predicted model, not a curated record.
UCGAGGAUUUGCUGCACCAGAUCAGCCAGCGAGAGCGACCUGUUCUGCGGGGACACUGGAGUGGGACCCUCGGCAUGAAGCACUUCUCCUGUGAGCCCCUGGCAGCCCUCGCUGUGCUCCUCCUCACCGCUGCCCUCUGGGAUUCCUGCUCAGCAGCAGCUGAAGACAUCUCCAAUGUUUCAACAACUGAGUAUGAACCACCAUGUCUUAACGUGAACUUCUGCAGGCAGGCGGCCACGUGCUGCCCUUCGGGCAUGGAUGACUACGGCUGGAUCGCAGCGGCCGUCGGCUGGAGCCUCUGGUUUCUGACCCUCAUCCUGCUCUGCAUGGACAAGAUCAUGAAACUCCGGCCUGAUGAACCCAAAUAUUUGGUGGCCUGAAGCACAGCAAGCCAGCAAGCAGCAGCACCGGGGAGCAGUGAGGUGCAGGCAGACUGACAAAGCAUUUCAAACACUUGCUAAGAAACAAAAAAAGGGAAAACAUCUUCAGCCAAAAAAGGCGAGACCUAAGCAGGGCAGCUACUGGGGCUUCACCCUCUCUGGCAGGCUGGAGCUGCCAGCCAAGGUAUGGAGCAGGCAAGUCCCUGCAAGCCACCACCUAUGUGCCACAGCACAAAAAACCACACUUUUCCCUGAGCCCUCUCAUCCUUGCCGUGAGCACAGCAGCAGGAGGAGAGGCUGAGGGACCACUUACCAGCCUAUAGCACAUUGCCUCGAGACAACCUGGUGCAUGACCUUUGGGUUUGACACAGAAACUGGGAAAAUAAAGCUAUUUUCUGGAGCAUCAACAUUAUCAGAGUCGUUACUAAGCUAUAGGCCAGGUUACAUCAGUAAGUGGAAGUAAUUUAUUGACUUUACUGACUCCUUCUCACUCACUAACCUGCAAUAUUUAAAAGUCUAUUAACUGAUACAUGAGAAAACUUUUUAAUGGAAAUUCCGGGAUUUUGGGCUGAAAGUGAAACUAAUUUUUCCAGAGCCAUUUAGAUGUGAACUGUGUUGCAGGAAUUGAAUGUUGGUUGUAUUUAUUCAGCUUCCACCUGCCCGAGAAACUAAGCCAAGCUGAACUGUGGCAAGCGGAUUUUAAAAACCAGAAUAUCCAAUUCAUGCUCCAAACUGUUCCUAUUUAUAUGAGAUGAUAAUAAACACUUACUGAU